AUGUCCUUCACCAACCGAGCCUCCAUCUUUCUCCGCGCCGCAGAACUAAUCUCCACCAAAUACCGCUAUGACUUAAUGGCCGCCACCAUGCUCGACCAGGGCAAAAACAUCUGGCAAGCCGAGAUCGACUCCGCGGCCGAAACAUGCGACUUCUACCGCUUCAACAUGCACCGAACAGAAUACCGCCCCCUAGAAGGCCUCGUCUACGCCAUCAGCCCCUUCAACUUCACUGCCAUCCCAGCGAACCUCAUCGCCGCCCCGGCCCUAAUGGGCAACGUCGUAAUCUGGAAACCCUCCAACUACGCCCUCUACUCCAACUACCUGCAGAUGAAGAUCCUCGAGGAAGCAGGUCUACCAGCCAACGUCAUCCAGUUUGUCCCCGGAGAUCCGAAGACGGUGACCGAAGCCAUUCUACAGCAUCCACAGUUCGUGGGGCUGCAUUAUACGGGCUCGACGGAAGUAUUCCGGGACCUGUACGGGCAAAUUUCGGACGGGGUCCGGGAGGGCCGGUACUAUAUAUUUUGGGUUGUACAUGGGAGUGCGGAUGUAAGGAAUGCGGUUGUGAAUACUGUGCGCGGGGCGUUCGAUUAUCAAGGACAGAAGUGCUCGGCGACAUCAAGGGUUAUGUGGCCGAGUCUGUGUAGGGGGAGUUCCAAGGGGCAGUUGGUGGCUGAGACGGAGAGGUUGAAGAUGGGGGGUGUGGAGGGGUUUGAGAACUUUGUUGGGCCGGUUAUUCAUGAACAGGCAUGGGUGAAGCUGGAUAAGGUUAUUCAGAAUUCGAAGAGGGAUCCGUCGGUGACGGUUUUGGCGGGAGGGGAGACGAAUCGCGAGGAGGGAUGGUUUGUGCAGCGGACUAUUUUCCAGGCGGAGGAUAUGAAACAUUCACUCAUGAAAGAGGGGUUCUUUGGGCCGAUUCUUGCAGUGUAUGUGUUUCCGGAUGGGGAGUUUGAGGAAACGCUUAGGCUUGUGGAUUCGGGGGCGAAGUUUGGGUUGACGGGGGCAGGUUUUGCGAGGGAUAGGUGGGCUAUUGAGCUUGCAGAGAAGACUUUGAGGCAUUCGGCGGGCAACUUUUACAUCAAUUGCAAGAGCAGCGGGGCUGUUGUUGGGCAUCAGCCUUUUGGAGGUUCGAGGGCGAGUGGGACGAAUGAUAAGGCUACGAGUACUAAUUUGCUGUCGCGGUUUACGAGUAUUAGAAGCAUCAAGUAG
This is a messenger RNA of Aspergillus alliaceus, 1206 nucleotides long. Its product is annotated as Aldehyde/histidinol dehydrogenase. Bases 1 to 1206 code for a protein of 401 amino acids. The record is from RefSeq and is a predicted model, not a curated record. Gene Ontology annotation, cellular component: mitochondrial matrix. Gene Ontology annotation, molecular function: L-glutamate gamma-semialdehyde dehydrogenase (NAD+) activity. Lineage: Eukaryota; Fungi; Ascomycota; Eurotiomycetes; Eurotiales; Aspergillaceae. The transcript has 3 exons.